AUUAAAGGAGUUGUAAUAUUCGCUCAAAAUCAAGGGCAGAGCUUCGCAUUGUUAUUAGUCGUUAUUAGUUGUACCGUUUGUCAACUAAUUUGCUAAUGAAGUAGCAGACUGUGAGUAAUCGUGCAAUUGAUUGAGUAAAUAAUUCGUCAAAGUGAUAAUACCACUCUGGUUCAGUUGACAGUUUGACAAGGUUUACGAUACCUGCAAUUACUCGUGCACGAGAUUUGCGUAAUUGUCUCUUGCGCGAUUACUUAAUUUCGCGAUUUGCGGAUUGAACAAUUCUAUAAUCACUUACCACUCCCGUUCUCGUGUAUUCAACAGAUGCCGUGGUGGUAGCGGCAUCUCUCGGGGAGGAUGUUCCACGGGGGCGGAAGCGGCGGGUACGGCGCAGGCACCGACUACCAGCAGCAGUCCCAGCAGCAGCAGCAGCAACACGGGCAGCAACUCCAAGCGCCCGUCUACGUUCCCUCGUCCAGACCGGCGAUCCCGUCCGCAGCUACAGCGGCGCAGUAUCACUCGUUCCCCACUUCACCCUCGCCCGCAUGGGAGAAGACAGCGUCCUGGCAGCACGGGGUGGAGACGUACGCGGCGCAUCACGCGCUCGCCGGCCACACGAGCGGCACCGCGGCGGCGAUGGGUCCGCACGCUGCUCCCGGACACCCGCACGCGGGUCAUCCCCAUGCGGCGCACCCGCACUCAACCCUUGCCGCGGCCGCGCCCUUCUACGCGCAGAACGUCGCGAUGAUGUCCUCAUGGCGCGCCUACGACGGCGCCGGCUUUCAGCGGGCAUCGCCCUAUGACACCGCGAUGGACUUCCAGUUCGGUGAGGGUCGCGAAUGCGUGAACUGUGGGGCGAUAUCGACGCCGCUCUGGCGAAGGGACGGUACCGGCCAUUAUCUGUGCAACGCGUGUGGACUUUAUCACAAGAUGAACGGCAUGAACAGGCCGCUCAUCAAGCCCUCAAAACGCCUGACCGCGACGAGGCGACUCGGGCUGUGCUGCACUAAUUGCGGCACUCGCACGACCACUCUGUGGAGGCGCAACAACGAGGGUGAACCGGUGUGUAACGCGUGCGGCUUAUACUUCAAGUUGCACGGGGUCAAUAGGCCGCUGGCCAUGCGGAAGGACGGCAUACAGACGAGGAAGAGGAAGCCGAAAAAAACGCCGGAACCGAACGCUAGAUCGUCCACAGGAGACCACGAAACCACUGCCUCGACUACAUCCUCUCCUUCCACAGGGAGAACUCUGCCCACGCCGGUAUCCUGCAAGGUGUGCGGCGAUCGUUCGUACGGGAAACAUUACGGUGUUUAUUGCUGCGACGGCUGCUCCUGCUUCUUCAAGAGAUCCGUGCGUCGUGGUGCUCUCUUCACUUGCACAAAUAGCGACGGAUCUUGCAUCAUUGACAAAGCUAGGCGGAAUUGGUGUCCACAUUGCCGCCUAAAGAAGUGUUUCUCCGUUGGCAUGAAUACUGCAGCGGUACAGGAAGAGAGAGGACCGCGCGUGCGAAGUAACGAGCCCUCAAAUCCGCACAAUUCUAACGUCACCUGGAAGCCCCAAGUGAAUAAUCCGUCGGCGACUCUUUGCGCGCGCAAAGUCUUUAACAGUCCCGAGCUGUAUCUACCACUCAAGAAUCCCAUAGUGAACAAUACUUUAAUGAUGAAGACGCUACGCGAGCCUGAAGCUAGACGGAGCAUUCUUUGUCCUGCCGUGUUACACCACGUACAACCGCCGAGGAUCAUAUCACCUGGCACGGCUGUGCAGUAUGAGAUCUCCGCGCAAAUAUUCCUGGCCGCAGUUCGAAGCGCACGCCGGCACCGGGACUUUUCGAUGCUGAACGCGGAGGAGCAAAAUAGGAUCCUUCGUCGCGGUUGGUCCGCUCUGUUCGUUUUGCGCGCGGCUACGUGGCCGGUUGACUUGAUGAAUAUACGAGGGCGAGGUAAUGCAACGGAUAACGAUGGUGCAUCGGGCUGCCUGAUCGCCGCACGCAACGCGAUCACGAAGCUGCAGCUCGACGACGUCGAGUCGUGCGUUUUGAACACGUUCGUGCUGUGUCGACCUGAGAUUGCUGAUACCACCAACAGCUUCCACGCAAUGUCGCGAGCGAGAGAUAGCGCCGUGGAGACUUUGAUACGGCAUCUGCGGCCGCGGGAUGAUCGCGACAGCAAGCUGGCCAGGAUCCUGUUCAUCUUACCGAUCCUCACAGGAUGCUGUGCCCGGGAACUGGCCGACGAAUUGUUCGCGCCCAUCAUCGGCGACGCGGAUCUGGAAAGGGUCAUCGCGUCCGUGCGAUAAAUUUUUCACGCUGAAGAAAGUAUAUUAUAUAUAAUCGCACAUUAUCAAAUCCAAUUUCGCGGAUAUUGUAUAAUGAUUCGUUAAUAUAAUGAUGAAUGAUAAAUGUGUAAUCAAUCAAUAAAGUGUAUGUGGAAGUAUCACGGUAGAAAAAUACCUGCUU
Ooceraea biroi (clonal raider ant) is the source of this 2452-nucleotide messenger RNA. Its product is annotated as nuclear receptor subfamily 2 group E member 1. Lineage: Eukaryota; Metazoa; Arthropoda; Insecta; Hymenoptera; Formicidae. The record is from RefSeq and is a predicted model, not a curated record. Gene Ontology annotation, cellular component: nucleus. Gene Ontology annotation, molecular function: RNA polymerase II cis-regulatory region sequence-specific DNA binding; DNA-binding transcription factor activity, RNA polymerase II-specific; zinc ion binding. Gene Ontology annotation, biological process: positive regulation of transcription by RNA polymerase II; cell fate commitment; negative regulation of transcription by RNA polymerase II.